Messenger RNA from Asparagus officinalis (garden asparagus), 1785 nucleotides. RefSeq names its product catalase isozyme 1. Gene Ontology annotation, molecular function: heme binding; catalase activity. Gene Ontology annotation, cellular component: plasma membrane; cytoplasm; peroxisome. The record is from RefSeq and is a predicted model, not a curated record. Gene Ontology annotation, biological process: hydrogen peroxide catabolic process; response to hydrogen peroxide. The coding region runs from base 84 to 1562 and encodes 492 amino acids. Lineage: Eukaryota; Viridiplantae; Streptophyta; Magnoliopsida; Asparagales; Asparagaceae. The transcript is spliced from 8 exons.
UAAGGCAUCGGUGCGUGCGGGAAAAAAAAGGGGAAAAAAAAAGAAAAAGGAAAAAAGGUUUUCUCGUCGAUUUCUCCAUCGCCAUGGAUCCGUACAAGCAUCGACCAUCGAGCGCUUUCAACUCGCACUUUUGGACCACCAACUCCGGUGCUCCGGUCUGGAACAAUAACUCCUCUCUCACCGUAGGAUCUCGAGGGCCUAUUCUUCUUGAGGACUAUCAUCUCAUUGAGAAGCUUGCACAAUUCGAUAGAGAACGCAUUCCUGAACGUGUUGUUCAUGCUAGGGGAGCCAGUGCCAAGGGUUUCUUUGAGGUGACUCACAAUGUUUCUCAUCUCACUUGUGCUGAUUUCCUUCGGGCUCCAGGGGUGCAGACCCCUGUCAUUGUUCGCUUCUCGACUGUCAUUCAUGAGCGCGGGAGUCCUGAAACCUUGAGAGACCCACGAGGCUUUGCCGUGAAGUUCUACACCAGAGAGGGUAACUUUGAUCUUGUUGGGAACAACUUCCCUGUCUUCUUCAUCCGUGAUGGGAUAAAGUUCCCUGACAUGGUGCAUUCUCUCAAGCCAAACCCAAAAUCCCAUAUCCAAGAAAAUUGGAGGAUCGUUGACUUUUUCUCACACCAUCCAGAGAGCUUGCACAUGUUCACCUUCCUCUUCGACGAUGUUGGUGUUCCACAGGAUUACAGGCACAUGGAUGGUUCCGGUGUCAACACCUACACUCUCGUCAACAAAGAAGGGAAGGCUCAUUAUGUUAAGUUCCACUGGAGACCAACCUGCGGUGUGAAGAAUUUGUUGGAGGAUGAGGCUGUCAUUGUAGGAGGCAAUAACCACAGCCACGCCACCAAGGAUCUUUAUGACUCAAUUGCUGCAGGAAAUUAUCCAGAGUGGAAGCUUUUUAUUCAAACCAUUGAUCCUGAUCAUGAGGAUAAAUUUGACUUUGAUCCCCUUGAUGUUACCAAGACUUGGCCAGAGGAUAUCAUUCCUCUUCAGCCAGUUGGGCGUAUGGUCCUGAACAAGAACAUUGACAAUUUUUUUACAGAAAAUGAGCAGCUAGCUUUCUGUCCAGCAAUUGUUGUGCCCGGAAUUUACUAUUCUGAUGAUAAGCUGCUGCAAACUAGGAUUUUCUCUUAUGCUGACACUCAGAGGCACCGUCUUGGGCCGAACUACCUAAUGCUCCCAGCUAACGCUCCCAAGUGUGCUCAUCACAACAACCACCAUGAUGGUUUUAUGAAUUUCAUGCACAGGGAUGAGGAGGUGAACUAUUUCCCUUCAAGGUACGAUCCUGUUCGUCAUGCGGAGAGAUUCCCGAUACCACCUGGUGUCCUUAAUGGAAGACGUGAGAAGGUUAUUAUUGCUAAGGAAAACAACUUCAAGCAGCCUGGAGAGAGAUACCGCUCAUGGGAUCCUGCCAGGCAAGAACGUUUCAUCCACAGGUGGGUGGAUGCGUUGUCGGACCCCAGGGUUACCCACGAAAUCCGUAGCAUUUGGAUAUCAUAUUGGUCUCAGGCUGACAGGUCUCUGGGGCAGAAGCUGGCAACCCGUCUCAAUCUCAAGCCAAGCAUGUAGAUGAAGCAUUCAUGCAAGUCCAAAUGUUCGCCAGUCAGUGUUUAUGCACAGAAAAUUUAGUGUCCCAGUGUCUAAAUACAAAGCUUAUAUUGAUAUAAGUAAACUUCAAAUGAACAAUGGAGCCUUGAUACUGUAAUCUUAUAGUAAUGUAAUAAGGUACAUUGCAUGUGAGUUGAGUUUGAUCUGUUGGAGGUUGCCCUAAAUGCGAUGAAGUUUAUGCCUA